UAAUAAAAAUAUUAGUGAGGUUAUAUUAAAAUACUUAUUUUAAAUACGGAAACAUUUUGUGACUGUAAAAUGAACGAAUAUCUAUCAGAAACUUUAAGUAAAAUGAAAUCACACAACUUUACUACUUUAAACAUUGUAAUGGGUAAUGAAAGCUGUGAUUUAGACUCGGCAGUGAGCUCUCUUGUCUACGCUUCAUUCCUCAAUUGGUCUUAUGAGAAAUCUUCAAAUGAGAAUGAUAAUUCUAUAUUCAUCUCUAUGUUAGAUGUGGAUAGAUGUGACUUUGCUUUAAAAACUGAGGUUGCAUUUUGCCUAAAGGAGUGUGGGAUUUUGGAGAGUAAUUUAGUUUUUCGAGACGAUGUAGACUUACAAGAAUUAGUAACAACGUCUCAGACGAAUGUGAUAUUAGUUGAUCACCAUGUUUUGUCGAAAAGAUUACAGUUUUUAACACCGUUUGUAAAUGAAAUAAUCGAUCAUAGACCGUUGGAUAAAACUCAAUGGAAAUACAAGGAUGGUGUUCGGAGUUUCAUCGUUACUGUUGGCUCUUGUUGUACGUUGGUCGCCCAAAGGAUUAAAGAACAUGGUUUGGUAGCGGAUACAUUUUUCAAAGAGUAUCCUGUGUGUGCGGAUAUUUUACACGACGUAAUAAUAUUGGACACGGUGAAUUUUUCAAAGGAAGUCAACAAAGCCACGCCUCUUGACGAGGACAGUGCUGUUUAUUUGGAGGGAAUGAUCGAAUUGGAAGAUAUUCAACAAGGAAGGCAGUCGAAGUUAGAUCGCUUGCUCAGAGCGCGCAGUGACGUCACAUCGCUGACCCCAUCGCAGCUUCUUAGGAAAGAUUUGAAGAUCUUGGAAGACAUAUUCGUACCGAGCUUCCCUAUACUUGUUAAGGAAUUUCUUCAAAAACCUCAAGCGUUCGAAGCCGUCAACGAAGCCCUGACUUUGAGGAGUUGUAACUUAGCCGUGCUACUCGGCAUGGACCUCAACGAGGGUCUCAAGCGGGACGUCGCUGUCAUCAGCUCGUGUCCGGAGAGGGGUGAUAAGCUAGCAAAGUUCCUCCAAGAAUGGUCCAGCCCCCCACUUCAACUGGAACCUGAAUCGGACACCUGUCUCUACUUCAAACAGCUGAAUCUGGCCGCUUCCAGAAAACAAUACAUGCCGGCCUUGAAUGAGUUCUUAAUUAAAAAUUAA
This is a messenger RNA of Vanessa atalanta (red admiral), 1188 nucleotides long. RefSeq names its product exopolyphosphatase PRUNE1 (gene pn). The record is from RefSeq and is a predicted model, not a curated record. The transcript is spliced from 7 exons. Gene Ontology annotation, molecular function: exopolyphosphatase activity. NCBI's taxonomy places the organism in Eukaryota, Metazoa, Arthropoda, Insecta, Lepidoptera, Nymphalidae. Gene Ontology annotation, cellular component: cytoplasm. Bases 70 to 1188 code for a protein of 372 amino acids.